Schistocerca serialis cubense is the source of this 4554-nucleotide messenger RNA. RefSeq names its product probable 28S ribosomal protein S6, mitochondrial (gene mRpS6). Lineage: Eukaryota; Metazoa; Arthropoda; Insecta; Orthoptera; Acrididae. The coding region runs from base 71 to 514 and encodes 147 amino acids. The record is from RefSeq and is a predicted model, not a curated record. Gene Ontology annotation, cellular component: ribosome; mitochondrial small ribosomal subunit. The transcript is spliced from 5 exons. Gene Ontology annotation, biological process: translation. Gene Ontology annotation, molecular function: small ribosomal subunit rRNA binding; structural constituent of ribosome.
CUGCGAAGUUCUUUGGUGUGUACUUGGGAAGUUUUGUUUGUUUACAACCGAAGAAAACAUUCUCUCAAACAUGCCGACUUAUGAAAUGCCAUUAUUAAUUAAAACACUUAGUCGGCCAGAAACAUUUGUUGUACUGAAACGUGCAAGUCAAACAAUAUUUGAUAAAGGUGGUGUCAUACGAAAGAUUGAAAAUCUUGGGACACGCCAGUUGCCUUUCAAAAUUAGAAAGCAUGGUCUUGUUGAGAAAAAAGCCAGUUACUUUUUGAUUGAGUUUGACACUUCACCAAAAACAAUAGACUACUUGAUUGACGAAUUUCACAGAGAUGUAGACGUCCUGCGUUCCAGGAUUUACAGGUCACAUGAAAAAGAAGAGUUUGAGUGCACAUUUGAAGAGGAGUGCCUGCCUGCAGCAUACAGGAAAGAUGUUCAGAAGUUGUUAGAAAUAGCAAAAAAAGAUGCAAAACCAAAGUUCAAACCAAAUACGUCUCUGGAUUACUAUCCAUUCAACAAGUAGUGAGGAAGAAACAUGAGAAUUUAGCAGCAGUUCUGUGAUAUAUUUCCACUGUUUUGUCAUUGGACAUCAGCUUUUAAGAAAAAGAAAAAAAUCUAAUUCCAAAAAUAUUAGUGGUUUUGGACAAUGCUCACAUUGUAAAGUGUCACAUUUAGAAGUCAUCAACUGAUAAUUUUUGUCAAAACUGAUGUGCUUUCAGGCAAUGAAAUGACAUAUUGUCCAGUACAUUAUUUUGUUUUAUUUUCAUUUGUUAAUUAGGUAUAACUGUAAUUUGAACUUGAGUUUGUUUGGUAGAGCCACCAUCACUUGAAAGUCAUGUAAUUUAUGUAACAUGCAGAAAUAGUGAGAAAUUUAAAAUUAAGUAUACACUCAAAAUAUUCCAAAGAAAAAUGGUGUCGUACUUGUAGCAGGAAGUACAAGAAAAGCUCUAAUUAAAACUUGUUUAUUAAUUGUUGGAUUCUACUUAAAUUUAAUGUGCACUGUUUGGUUGUAAUUACCUAAAUACUUCUGGAAACAGUUUACCUUACUUAAUUUGUUGUGUCACACUGAUUAAAUUUCAAUAAUAAGUUGUACAAGUGACUUAGGAGUCUGUAUGGUGAAAUAUGUUGAAUGAUACUAUUUUCAAUUAUUCAGAAAUUUAUAUGAAUAUCACUGCUUGUGAACAAGAUAUUAAAUUAAUCAAGAAGAGUCUGUUGAAAAUAAUGUUUAGUGUUAAGUGCAAGAGGUGGUCAUACCACCAUACUGUAAGUUAAUUUGCUUUUUGUUUCAGUAAAUAUUUGAAUGUUCAUAGCAUAUCUUUUCUGAACAUGUUAGAAUGAAGGUUCAGAGGAAUAGUUAUGAGAUUCAGAUUUUAGUAGGGGCAGGAGUUUUAUUUGCUUUUUGAGUCUUACCUGAUAGACAGUCCUGCAAUGCAAAAUCCGGCAUUUGAGUUUCCCAGAGCCUUGUCAGAUAGAGUUGCUUACUUUGAGUCUUGCACCUGAUGUGUUGGGAUUUCCUAAUCUGCAUAAAGUGGUAUGUAGGGGAGUUACACAGGACAUACUUAAGUUGUGCCUACUACAUUCAUUUGGGGUUACGGAAUUUCCCUUGACUCUCUAUUUGCUUUAGAUAGUCUCCCAGGCCAGGUACCAUGCUACAAGAAGUCGUGGCACCAGGCAGCUCUUUCAGAGAAGUACUAUUGGGGGGAUGACCAAUAUGAGUGUUUGCAUUCUCCUCUAGAUGUUGUGUUUGAUGGAAAAGGUGGACUAGGCAGGAUUAAUUAAAGCUAAAAAAUGUCCUUUGUCAAUCUUGUUUCCACUACAUGUAAUAAGUGCAUUCAAAAUAUUAAAAAGAUACAAGGGGAAACCAAUCAAAAGUGAUCAUAGAAGUUUACAUCAAUGGUACACACCUGACCUCCAAAAAAAUUAAGAACACGUCAUUAAUCUUUAUAACAGAUCAAAGAACAGUGAAGAAGAUGUACUUCAGUACUUUCAACUAUAGAAGAGGUACAGAUCAGAAAUUAUAAAACAGAGACAGAUGGAAAAUGAUAAUUGUAUGCAGCAAUCACAAAACAAAUGCAAGGCUCCUUGGAACAUUAUCAAAUCAUCUUGGUAAUACUAACAGAACUGCAUAUGAUAUGACCAGUAUCACACCCGAUGAAAUGAAUAACUUCUUUAUUAAUUCUGGUAACAAAGAACACCCAGCUCUUAAUAAACAUCUCGGGGGGGGGGGGGGGGGGGGGGGGCGAGAUAUUCGUAUCGCACAACAAACCUGCAAUAUCUACAUACCUAGAUAUUCACUGCCUGCGGACAGUACUGUGCCCAUUACAACUCCAUCCAACACCCCCAGCAUCAUAUGUUCAUUUCUUUGUUUAACCUUUGCAGAGAAACAACAGCCUUUCUUCCAUAUACUGGUGUCCUGUUAGGAUCGACUGUAUUAAGGAAAAUGAUACAGUGAACUCAUAUUCUGCUUUAGAUUGUUUGAGGGCAAUGUAAAAACUGAUUUGGGCUUCUGGAAGUCAGAAUUUUACUACAUCUCUUGCCAAUGCAGUCUGUCAUACACAUGGUAAACUGUCUGAAUUGUGGAAAAACAUUGCACUGGACAUGAGCAGCACGUAAGUUUAGGAUUUAAAGACAGUGUCAGUAAAGAUUGUGAUGCUGACCACGGUCUCCUUAAAAAAAAAUUAAAAAUAAACUUAAUACCAGAAUAUGAGAGUAAAAAAAGCAAAUUUCAACCAACAAUACAUAUAUAGAAACAGUUAGGAUCCAAGAGCUGACCGAGCGAGGUGGCGCAGUGGUUAGCACACUGGACUCGCAUUCGGGUGGACGACGGUUCAAUCCCGUCUCCAGCCAUCCUGAUUUAGGUUUCCGUGAUUUCCCUAAAUUGCUACAGGCAAAUGCCGGGAUGGUUCCUUUGAAAGGGCACGGCCGAUUUCCUUCCCCAUCCUUUCCUCACUCGAGCUUGCGCUCCGUCUCUAAUGACCUCGUUGUCGACGGGACGUUAAACACUAAUCUCCUCCUCCUCCUCCAAGAGCUGGAAUAUGAACCUUCGACAGAAUGCUGGUUCGUAACUUCGCUAGCCUCCUGGCAUCAGUCCACAACUUACCUGAUGAUAACAAAUCGGUCUGAAGUCCAAAUAUUUUAAAAGUUUGCCGCAAUGAUUCACCUGAGAAUGUUUCAAUCUGCUCUGUUGUAACUUGGAAGUAUAAGUGACCUAGUCAAAACAUUACAGGUAUUUCGCUGCACUCAUUGUACACUUCUUUCUGUUUAACAUAGUGGUGAUGUGACUACAUUUCUUUUGGAAGAGACUUUUUUUCAAAUCGUAGACUGAGAGUAUUGGCAUCUGGAAAACAGCAGUGCAUUUAACUGUAUUGACGUAGAUACUGUGUACAUUUUUUAUUAUUGUUGGAGAUUGUUAUACACGCAAAUUCCAAGGCAUACUGUUAAUGAGUAAAUGGUAGCAGAAGGCAAGAUCAUUAUAUUAAUGAUUCACUUGGGGUAGAUUAUGAAGAAGUUAAUGACACAGUCAUUCAGUUUUCAUUCAGGUAUGUACUGCCAUUGUUAACAAUGAUAUUGACGUGAAAAUCUGCUGACAAGGAGUGUAGGUGCCCUCAUACCAGCUUCGGUCAGAAGAGUGGAUGUGGAUCCGUAUUACAUUUAGGAAGUGUGAAAGAUUGGAGAGAGUGAUGGUAUGAAGGGGAACACUGCUACUAGACAUACACGUGUAUCUAACUAACGAAAGCAGUCUGAUGGUAAGACUAGACCUGUAACUUCCAGGACUGAUGACCUCAGAAGUUAAGUCCCAUAGUGCUCAGAGCCAUUUGUAACUUCCAGGCAGAUUCAAGUCCUGUACCAGACUGGAACUCAAUCCAAAAACUCUCCUUUUACAGGCAGUGUUCUUACCAGUCGAGUUAUCUGAGCAUGACUCACAGUCUGUCCUUCAAAGCUUCACUACUUCCAGUCCCUCCCCCCAACUUUUGAAACUCUUACUUCCUUUAGUGCUCAUUCAAAAUGGUAUGCAGGAGAGCUUCUGUGAAGUUUGGGAAGUAGAGGAGAGGUACUGGCAGAGGUAAAGCUGAAGCUGUACGAUCAGAGUUUGUAAGGAACCAAGAUUUUGACCAGUUAGAAAAAGUGGACUGUUUGAUCUCACUUUUACUAGUGAAGUAUUUGUUGCCAUCUUAAUUUUACAAUAUGCAAUGUAUGGGUUUUGUGGAAGAAUUUGAUACACUGGAGCAUUUUCAGCUAUUAUAUUUUUCUUAUUUGAAACUAAUGAGAACAUUUUUGUAAGCUACAACUUGUGAACAUAAAAUCCCAGAAAAAUAGUCAUCCUAUCAGUUUCACUUUAAAAGUAGAGAAUGGUAAAUGGGAACAUAGUUUUGAAGAGAAAUUGUUGCCAAAAAUAAUGUAAGCUUGAUAAUUUAAGUUGCUCAAUUAACAACAAAUACCAUGUAUACUUACAAAAUCUUGAAAUUCUAUUUGCAUUGUUGCAAACUGUAAUUUUUUAUUCAUUAGGUAAAUCAUCUUUCUUUUAUGAAAAUGUUAACUUCACCAAAAACAUUUUUAUUUGAU